Aspergillus ochraceoroseus IBT 24754 is the source of this 2049-nucleotide messenger RNA. Its product is annotated as universal stress protein family domain protein. The record is from RefSeq and is a predicted model, not a curated record. The transcript has 4 exons. The coding region runs from base 1 to 2049 and encodes 682 amino acids. Lineage: Eukaryota; Fungi; Ascomycota; Eurotiomycetes; Eurotiales; Aspergillaceae.
AUGCCGUCCUCUGGUAGACGGCCCGGUGGCCUGGCUGCUGCUUUGGAGGAGGAACGUAUUGAACUAGCCAGUUCUUCUAUUCCUUCCUCUCAACGCAGCAGGAGUUGGCAGCACGCACUCCCCAGACGCAGUAUCCUAGAUACUGCACUCACUCCGACCCCUGACUUCAUUGCCCCACGACAUGGUUCGAUCGCUGGUAUUGGUGUUGGUGUAACUCCGCCCGCUGGAAGAAUCAGCUACCACGAUUCCGCAAUGCCUUCCACACCGCAGGCAGAUGCUUCUCCUGCACCUUCCUCGUCCAUGGCAACUCCUUCAACUACUCCCAAGAUUACUUAUACUAAUUUGAAAACCGCCCCUCCCCCGGCCCCUAAACCUCUCGAGCCAUCGACCUUGCAAGUUUCCAAUAAUCCCCCGGAAGCCAGACGGCCCAGUAUCCGCUGGGAUUCUCGACUCGACAUGCCACCCAGUGCCAACGGUCUGAGGCGUUCUAGCCAACCAAACGCGCAGGAAAAGGAAAAGGAAAAGGCCCCCAAGGCCCUCUUGGGUAAAAAUGCAAUGGCGGCCGUGAUGUCUGGCCUCGACCUCAAGGUCGGGUUGCCUAGCUUUUCCAGGGGCCGAGAUUCCAACGGGACCAGCUCAACUCGGGGAAAUUCUCUGGAUUCGCGCCUCCCUGCGUCAGCACGGCCUCGUUCUAGCUCUCCCCGACGCCGUUGGCUUAAUUCCAACCUGCGCAUUUCCCGACCGGACUCUCCUAAGCCCACACUAGACAAUGCGAAAGUGAACAAGGCCGAGCCAAUGGAUGAGAAAUCCCUCGAUUCUCGUGCAUCUCGUCGAGGACCCUUGGAAACCAAUGCCAGAACUUCCGCCUCUGGGGACGACCAUUUGGAGAAAGACCUGUACGACAACAAUGAAAAUAAACCGAUUGAAUCCAGCGAAGAAGAAGAGGAGGAGGAGGAGGAUUCCUCCUCGAGUGACGAAGAUCUCAGUCCUAAUAAUAGUAGUGAAGACGUAAAGCGCGGUCGGAGGACCGACCGGGACAUUCCCCGUGGGAGUGGGAUGCCGAACACAAAAGGGACGAUCGAGCACAAUAAAUCAGAGGGCUCCCAGAUGAUACAUUCCUCCAAGCAAGGUCCAGUCCCGCGCAACCCUGACAUUCAUUCUCAGAUGGGUUUCGACUCCCCUUCUGCGGCCAAUACACCGUUUGGCUCUGAGGAUGAAGCCGAGUUAAGUGACAUCAAACGGGCCCAGAAGCUCAGCAUUCAGAUGUCAACCAUCGACAAUUCUGUGCCUAACCGGUCCAUUCGGACCAUUAUUCGCGGGGACUACUCUAGCAUGCAGGGUGAUGCGGAGGGAGGCCGACGACGGCAACGCAAGUAUCUUGUAACUACGGACCUCAGCGAGGAGUCUGUCUACGCGCUAGAAUGGACAAUUGGCACUAUUUUGCGGGAUGGGGAUACCAUGUUCGCAGUCUUUGCCGUCCACGAGGAGACAGGCACGCAAAUCGGUGAGGGAGCCAAUGCAGCGCAAGAUGUUGCUGCCGUGGUGGGAUCUCAGACCGUAGAGACGGUUAAAAACUCACAAAAUGAAUCGUCUGGGACCAAUAUCUCCCGGGCAAUUUUGGGUCGUUUGGGGACAGGAACUGAUAGCAAACCUGGUUCAGUCGACGCGCGCGCCAUGUCCAAGGCAGAAGCUGAACGGGCUCAUGCUGUGCAAGUCAUCUCCCAGACUUGUGUUCGACUUCUGAGGAAGACGCUACUACAAGUUCGGAUUGCUAUUGAGGUGAUCCACUGCAAAAGCCCCAAACAUAUGAUUACCGAAGCCAUCGAUGGGCUUGAACCUACAUUGGUGAUUGUAGGUGCUCGAAGUCGAAGCGCACUGAAAGGUGUCCUUCUUGGGUCGUUUUCCAACUACCUUAUUACUCACUCCUCUGUUCCAGUGAUGGUCGCACGCAAGAAGUUGAAGAAGCAGACGAAGACUAAGAAGACCAACGUGCGGCUCUCAAACAAUCUGACAACUCCGAAGAAGCUGGUCCUGGCGAAAGUGGAUUAG